AUGCCUCCUUCACUUCCAGGCGAUGGCCGAGGUCGUGUCAUCCGCUGGGGACCCGUGGAAGAGUACUACCCGCAUCGACGCGAGGGAAGAUAUCCCGUUAGGCGAGGCACGGCUGAGACAGCUGAAGUACCUUUUGUUCGCAAUGACAGCAGAUCGGUACCAAGGCCACCUCCUCGACGGUCCAUGGAUGACGUGCCUGUCGAGGUUUACCGCAGAAGGCCUCAACGACAGUAUAGAGAUGCAGUCCCUGUACAAACUUACAACGAAUGGGAAAUACCUGCCCAGUUACCAGUCAAUGACCCCACUGGACCUGAGAGGCAGUAUACCGAGUCUCCACGUCCAAUUGAGAAUGAAGAAGACGAUGAAAAGGAAGAAUCAAGAAGACAGCCCUCAUACGACAGGGCAGAAUUCAUUUGGCGUAGGAAGAGUCGGUCAAGAUCACCAAUCUACUCUCAUUACGAGGCUACGAGGCACAAUAGAUAUCGCUCCCACGAGACUAAUUCAGGCACAAGUGAAAGCGACAACGACUGGUACACGAGGAGGCCGAGAGCAGAUAGCUUCUCAAGUGAUGAUUUUGAUCCCUACGGCAAGUUUGAUUUCUCCACCCAGGCUCAGUCUAUAAUCACAGAGUCUUCAAAGGGUGACGAUUCUGAUGCUGAACCACCCGAGUCUGAAGAACAUGUCGCUCUUGCCAAGGAUGGUAAAGGUGGCAAGACACGCUCUCAUUUGGCUUUUAUUGAUUCCUCGCUUUAUACUGGGAAUGCUGAGACGGGGAGCUCUCAUACUGCGACGCUGAAUGUGAUUCACGAUUUGAAAGGGCAGAAACGGUCCCUGUUCAGAUGGCUCCAUGUGCCGCAAGAUGUCAUGAACUUUGAAGAUUUAUGGGUCGAAAUUAGCCGCGUCUCUGGUCUGUCUGAGCUGGAGAAAAAGGCCAUCUCAAGGCUUCGUGCAGACGUCAAAAAGAACUGCGUCAAAACAAGGACAAAUCCCAAAGGUGCAAAAGUUGGCUACUUGGAACCGAAAUGCAUUGAAGUAUCAUUGAAAUCUCUCAAGCAUGAAACACCAACUACUGAGACAGUCAGUGGCUCAGCUAGGUGGAUCUGUAUUCCAUACUUCUCACUUGAGCAAUACUCUGGCCUGCUCGCGGCUACCAGCUCAUCUCUAUUCCCUGCCCAGACAUUGCUCCAGUUUCAGUACUCAAGAAAUACCGCGGCAAGAGAUAUGGAGCAGGCUGUUGUUCAGUUGGGAAACGCAGAGCGUGGAGAAUGCUUUCAUGUUUCUCAGCUUUGGUGUCUUAUCAUCGACAACAGCUUGAUAGUGACAUGUGGAACAAUGACUCGAGAGGAUUUGAAUGGUCAAGCCAUUGAGAUCAAAGAACGUCCAGCUCGUAUUCUGACAACGGAACGCCAAGGAAAGAUUCUGGUAGAAUAUGGAGAUUCAGUUGUCUGGUCUUUCGAGGUUGAAGAGUGCCAGACGUGGUUUACCUUCUGGCCUUCUAUACCUGAAUUCUGGCAUAAGGAUCAGGCUAUUACUGCUGAAACAUGGCCUAAAAUCCUAAAACUAGCUUCCAACAAUCGAUCUGCGCCGUUUAAGCUAACUAUGAGGCUCGGACGUCCACCUGAGCCUCCUCCGCGUGCCAUUCUUCGUCAAGAACCUCACUUGCUACCAACUACGCACGGUGGGAAAGGAAAGGCCAAGAUCGAUGACUUCGCUCAUAUUCUAGCCUUGCCAGCAGGUCUCAAGGAUUUUGGUGCCCAGAAUGCUGGGCUCAAGUUAGAAGUCCAACUCAAUGCCGCUGAGAGUUUCUUGACGGGUGAAACGACCUUGUCGGAGCGCAAGGCAUACAAAACUUGCAAGUCAGCGACUAGGAUUGAGUGCUACGAGUAUUUGACUAGACUAGCUGGUCGAGUUGAAGACGACGGGAGUGACACUGUUCGCCGGGCAUAUCAGGAGAAAGUUGACAUUUUCAACGCUGCCGAUAUAGUUUACAGCUUCUUCAUUCCUUUGAAGUUCAAUGGCCCGAUGGUUGAUAAGUUUUGGGGGGCUUUAAGAGCGCUAAUUGAGUUGCCCACGAUCGAUGGCGAUUUUCUCCGCCCGUCAUUUGACAACAUCGCUGGAAGUCUUCGAACAUCUCUCAGAUACGUGACUCAAAAUCUCUUCGCUCUACAAAACAUACUUGCCCACUCCUCCAAAGAAGAGCGAGCUGAAGUCGAACUACCAGUAGAAUUCUCCAAGGCAUGGCUAUACAUCGUUAUGGGCAUGGUCUAUAGUUCCAAGGACGAUCUCAAGUGGAAUAGCAGAAUAAAAAGAGCAGAAGCUCUUAUUGAGAAAGGAUCGAAAAAGCUUGUUCAGGGGCUUUGUCAGAAGAGUCUGCUGGACAAAGUCGCAGUGUUGCCACUCGAGGUUCUUUCUCUCAUCAUCAUGGGUUUGUUACAGGAUCAGGUUGGCAAGUCUGAUGAUAUUUGUGACACGUACUCGCAAUAUAUGAAUUCCUUGGACAACGCGAUCACGUCGAAACCAUCGGAUAGGACAUUUCAACAUCAAAUCGAUAUGGUGCAACAAGAGCUUAAAGCAGUCAAUCAGACGCUCUGUAGACAAAAGUCGCUCAUCUCUCGCCUGAGAAAGUCUCUGACCGCCAUCGACACACUUGACAUCGUCAUAGGUCAACUUGAACAUGAGACAGCGUUGAGAAAUGCAGAGAGGCAACAUAGUAGCAACAAAAGGCAUUACUCGGAGACUGUUCCCCCGCCUCCAACUUACUCUCGUCGACACGAUGAUGACUGCACGCGAACCGCCCCUAUCAAUUAUACCCAGGAAGCGACAGCCAACGAUUACAUGGGUCUCGACGAUGACUUCCUAUUUGAUAUGGCUUCGACUUCCAAGCUAUCACCCACAGAUGCAGGCGGUCUCCGCGGUCUCUUCUUCCUCGAGUGUUCACGCCUUAUCGAACAGCGCGAGUUUGAGUUCCGACGCUUCAGUGACUUUGCUAUUGAUCUCGAGCGUGCUAUUGUUUAUAAGAUGGAAUUUACGCGAGAUCGACAGGAGCGGGCUAUUUACGCUUUCACCCUUGUCACUAUCGUUUUCCUGCCCAUCAGCGCUGUUUCGAGUAUUUUCGGUAUGAACACGACUGAUGUGAGAGACAUGCCUUAUUCUCAGUGGCUGUACUGGGCCGUUGCCAUUCCGGUGACAAUCGUGGUUAUUCUUAUUGGGCUGUGGUUUAUGGGAGAGCUGGGUAGCAUAACUCGGUGGUUGUUGAGACGAUCAGAAAAUGGGGGGUCAGGUACAUACUCUCGACCUGCAGCCCUACCACAGACCCUCGAAACCGCAUACUGGACUACUGCUCCUGCACAGUCUACCACUCAAGUGGCAGAGUACUCGUCGCCUUAUCAUGGGCCAAUAGGCCCGUCGUUGGGCGAUUUAUUUUCUAUAUACUACCUAAGCUUGGCAGCCGAGGAGAAGACUGUGGCAAAACCACCACCAGAUAUUUUAUCCCGAAAGCAACUAAAAGGCUCUGCCACCUACUCAGCCCAUAUUCCCGUAUGCAUAUAUGGAAUGGAGACAGCCCUGGUUGCCUUCUUUGCAAGCAAGUGCCUUCGUAUAGGAUUUCCUAUCACCGACACUGACGUGAUACUUUCGCAGCAACCUAACAUAUCACACGAAUCAUUUACUGUCAAUCUCAAUAUUCCCAAGCUGAGAGAGGGCCAUGAAUUGAAAUCAUGGCAAGAAACAGGAGCAAGAGAACUAGCAGACUCAUGCAACUUCCUCCUGGGCGGCUUGGUUAUUGGGGGCGAGACGGGACCGGGCAAAUCACUUAUGGCUCUUACAGCAACGAUGCACCAACUGAAUUAA
Messenger RNA from Fusarium pseudograminearum CS3096, 3849 nucleotides. RefSeq lists its product as uncharacterized. The coding region runs from base 1 to 3849 and encodes 1282 amino acids. Gene Ontology annotation, biological process: metal ion transport; transmembrane transport. The record is from RefSeq and is a predicted model, not a curated record. The transcript has 10 exons. Gene Ontology annotation, molecular function: metal ion transmembrane transporter activity. Gene Ontology annotation, cellular component: membrane. Lineage: Eukaryota; Fungi; Ascomycota; Sordariomycetes; Hypocreales; Nectriaceae.